AUGGAAGCUUCGAGCCCGAGUAAAUAUGCCUCAACGACGACGGACUUGACCCCCUUGGAGGCGUCGCGGCAAAAGGAGGAGGAGGCCGACUUGCGCAUUGCCGCCCGCGACCUGGACGGAGCGCUGCAGUGCCUCACCAAGGCCAUCUUCCUGCGUCCCGAGCACGCGCAGCUGUACGCCAAGCGCGCGCAAGUGUACUGGGAGCUCUGCGAUGUCAAGUCGGCGAUUGCAAACUACCGGAAGCUAUUCGCGGUUGACCCGGACCCGCCGCAGCGCAUCAAGGACCAGCUUGCGGCAUUGCUUGACCUCCACGCUUACUCGCUGCUGUCCCUGGGGGAAUCCCCAAACAUUGUGCUGGGCUAUCUCCAUGAGGCCAUUCAGCUCAACGCACUCGACGAAGUUUACUGGCUGCACCGAGCGAUAGCGAACAUUGAGGCUGGUUGCUUCGAGAAGGCAGUUCAGGACGUGGACCACUGCAUCUGCCUCAAUAGCCGCGACGUCGAGUACUUCGUGCUUCGAGCCAAGCUCCACUGGCGACUGCACAUGCAGGAGAAAGCCACCGCAGAUAUCCACAGGGCGGCUGUUCUGCAGCCUGACCACCCGGAGGUGCUUGGACACGAACAGCGGCUGCUCAAGGAGUCCCAGGCGAUCUACGAGCAGGCCCGCACGCAGCUGAUGGCUCAUCAGUUCCAAGAAGCCAUCCAGAACCUCUCCAGAGCCACAGAAAUCACGCCCGAGGAGACUAAGCUCUAUUUGCUGCGUGCAUCAGCGUAUCGGGAGCUGGGAGAGUAUCACAUGGCACUGCGAGACACGGAGAAGGCUCUGACUUGCCACCGUCACAAAAGAUAUAUCCCGCACAACCAGCACCAAUCUUCCCAUGAAAGCCACCACCAGCAACCAGGUCAUGUUCCAGCACUGCGCCUUAACCAGGCGCGGGACACGUCACCUCAGUACCGGGACAUUAUCAAACAGCGCAGCCUCAUCUUGAACGACAUAGGGAUCCGCUUUCUGCGCCAAAAAUCGUACCAGCUCGCAGUAAACGCCAUGAACCAAGCCAUUCGGGGACAAAUGGAGCUGGCCGAGCUCUUCCGCGAGCAAUUCGCCAGUCCGCAAUACUUUCUUAAUCGAGGUGACGCGUAUCGGGGGCUCGGCAACUUCCAAGCGGUGCGUGAUGCUCUGGCAGAUUACCACCACGCGUUGGAGCUGCUUCCCGGAGACCAAAACAUUCAAUCACGAGUUGCACUCGUGCACUACCAGUUCGGCGUGGAGCUGUUCAACCGAGCCUUGUUCGACAAGGCGGAGCUGGAGUUCGGACAUGCCAUCGAGCAGGACCCCAACGUUCCGUCGUACUACGUGCGAAGAGGAGACGCUGCGCGAUAUCUCGAGAAACGCCAGGCCGCAUGCGCUGACUAUCAGCUAGCGCUGCGACUCAACCCGAACGAUGCAGAGACCCUCACGAAACUCCAGCAGUAUAAUCAACGACGCUUACAGCAGCUACAAGCCAGCGUUGAUGACGCCCGACAAUCCUUCAAAAAGACGAAUCAGCGUGUGCAUGAUCUCUUCAACAAUCGGCCUGUAGUGCCUCCUCCCAGCAUGAACAUACUCAAGUAA
Molecule: messenger RNA, 1611 nt
Organism: Phytophthora sojae
Lineage: Eukaryota; Oomycota; Peronosporomycetes; Peronosporales; Peronosporaceae
Exons: 4
Coding region: 1-1611 (536 amino acids)
Molecular function (GO): protein binding
Source: RefSeq, a predicted model, not a curated record